This is a messenger RNA of Chenopodium quinoa (quinoa), 1309 nucleotides long. RefSeq names its product cytochrome b561 domain-containing protein At4g18260-like. NCBI's taxonomy places the organism in Eukaryota, Viridiplantae, Streptophyta, Magnoliopsida, Caryophyllales, Amaranthaceae. Gene Ontology annotation, molecular function: transmembrane monodehydroascorbate reductase activity. The transcript has 4 exons. The coding region runs from base 316 to 1116 and encodes 266 amino acids. The record is from RefSeq and is a predicted model, not a curated record.
UCUUCCAUUGCCAUUAUUCAAUGGACCUAAGUUAUUUUCAAGCCAAAUGAUGAAAGAUUUGAACUUUACUCUCUUUUUAUCUAUAUUAUAUUUAAUUUUUAAUUUUUGGGUGUGUGUGAAAGAUUGAAAAUGAGGAUAAUGUAUUAAAUAGGGCUCUUACCUUAUAUUAUCUCUACAAUACAAAGAUAGCUAAACAAGAGAAAAAACCUCUUUAUAAAAGCUCCCUUAAAAUUUAUUUUCCUCAAAGGUUUUAAAUAAAGUAUUGCAUGUAAACCAUAUUCCUAGACAAGCAAAGAGUAAGUAUAAUCUUCAACAAUGGAUUCAUGGAAGAGUAAUCUCACUUCUUUCGCGCUCAUGGUGCUCAUUCAUCUUCCAUUGGCUUGUUGUUCAUCCCUGAAAGAAGCAAUGCCCGUUUCCAGUCACUUGGAAGAUAAUAGUCAUAAUCAAUUACUAAGCCCCAAGAUGACAUUUGAAGUAACACUUCAUGGACUUCUUUUAUGGGCAUCCUUAGGAUUUCUUAUGCCUCUUGGGAUAUUAAUUAUCAGACUGUCCAAUAGAGAAGAAAGUGGAACAAGACUCAAACUUUAUUUUUACUUCCAUCUCACUGUACAGAUACUCUCAUUGUCCAUUGCCACUGCUGGAGCUAUUAAGUCGAUCAAAACCUUUGAGAAUUCUUUCAAUAACAGCCAUCAGAGAAUUGGUCUAGCACUUUAUAUCGCUAUUUGGGUUCAAGCCGCGAUUGGAUUUUGUAGACCGCAUAGAGGAACCAAAAAAAGGAGUUUGUGGUACUUCUUUCAUUGGAUAUUUGGCACAAUUACUUGCAUAGUGGGAAUUCUCAACAUUUACACAGGCUUAGAAGCUUACAAGAAACGAACCAAAAGAAGUGUGACUCUUUGGACAUUUUUAUUCACAAUUGAAAUUUCUUCAAUGGCUUUCUUCUAUCUUUUCCAAGACAAAUGGGAUUACAUGCAAAAACAAAGUGUUUCUUUAAGAGAAGGAGGACAAGUAAGACCUUCAGAUGAUCAAGAGAGCUCUAUAAGGGAUGAUAAUGAUAAUAAAAAUUUGUGGAGGGAGCCCUGCUCAAAAGUUAAUGCACUCAAAAAUUUGUUCAACUAGAAUGACAUAAAAUUAUAUAUAUAUUUUUUCUUACUAACAAUUGUUUUAUGAUUUUCUCUCUUUAUAAGUUGCUAUUUUUAUUUACAAUUUUGGAUGGUUGCAAAUUUGCAAUGCUAUGAAAAGUUUUUUUUUUUUUUUGGCAAAAGAUUGUGAUGGUUGUAUUUGUAAAUAUGAUUUCAGUUUUAUAAUUCAA